AUGGGCAACACACUAAAAAUAUGUACCGGAAAACAAAAAGUAUCAAAUUCCUCCGUUAGUCAAGUCGCCAAGAACUUCACCUGCGAAAUAUGUGUCGAGUUGACCCUUCCAUGGGAAAGGAAAUUCAAGAAUAAUGACAUUUGCAAUCACCCUUUUUGCAAAGAAUGCAUUACCAAGUAUAUCCAAGUUAAGGUUGAAGAAGACAAUGUUGCAUUGGUCAAGUGUCCGUGCCUAAAAUGCGAUUUUAAUUUGGACCCACUUUCCUGUUGUUCGAUCCUCCCUGUUAAGCUUUUCGAAAGAUGGUGUGAUCUCUUGUGUGAGGAUUCCAUCUUGGGUGUGGAUCAUUGUUAUUGCCCUAAUCGAGAGUGUUCUGCGUUGAUCAUGAAUGAAUGCCGAGGGAAUGUGAAGAGAUCGGUUUGUCCUAAGUGUAAACACGAGUUCUGUUACAAGUGUAAAAUUUCGUGGCAUGCUGGAUUUUCUUGCGAAGAGAGUGGAGUGGUUAGGGAUCCAAACUAUGCUGCUUUCGGGGCUCUUGCCGAGAAGAAGGAGUGGAAGAGGUGUCCUAGAUGUAGGCAUUGUAUUGAGCUUCGAGGAGGUUGCUUAAUUGUCAAUUGCAGAUGUGGCACUCGGUUUUGCUACAAGUGCGGGAAGAAGAAAAAUCUACAUUGGUGCAAAUGCAACUUCAAUGUGGGGUGUUACAAUCUAUUUUUAUAG
Messenger RNA from Impatiens glandulifera, 714 nucleotides. RefSeq names its product E3 ubiquitin-protein ligase RSL1-like. Gene Ontology annotation, molecular function: ubiquitin conjugating enzyme binding; ubiquitin protein ligase activity; zinc ion binding. Gene Ontology annotation, biological process: ubiquitin-dependent protein catabolic process; protein polyubiquitination; positive regulation of proteasomal ubiquitin-dependent protein catabolic process. Bases 1 to 714 code for a protein of 237 amino acids. Lineage: Eukaryota; Viridiplantae; Streptophyta; Magnoliopsida; Ericales; Balsaminaceae. The transcript has 2 exons. Gene Ontology annotation, cellular component: ubiquitin ligase complex; cytoplasm. The record is from RefSeq and is a predicted model, not a curated record.